AUAAGGUCGGGGGACUAGCUAGCGUCUGGCCACACAAGUCACACUGCACCUGCAGGUCGCCGCCUGUUUCCCCGCCUACAGAUAAUUCCAGAAGCAUGAGGAUAUUUACCAUCGCUACAUUCACAGUCUGCUGUCACUUGCUAAGAGCCUUCACCAUCACGGCUCCCAAGGACCUGUACGUGGUAGAAUACGGCAGCAAUGUCACGAUUGAAUGCAGAUUCCCGGUAGAACACAAGCUGGACCUGCCCGCCUUAGUUGUCUACUGGGAGAAGGACGACCAACAAGUUAUCCAGUUCGUAGAUGGAAAGACAGACCGGCAAGACAGCAGCUUCAGGGAGAGAGCCUCGUUGCCAAAGGAACAGAUUUUAAAGGGAAACGCGGGGCUUCACAUCACGGACGUGAAGCUGCGGGACGCCGGGGUUUACUGUUGCAUGAUCAGCUAUGGCGGCGCGGACUACAAGCGGAUCACACUCAAAGUCCACGCCCCGUACCACAAAAUCAACCACAGAAUUUUCAUGGAUCCAGCCACGUCCGAGUACGAACUAACAUGUCAGGCUGAGGGCUACCCAAAAGCUGAAGUCAUCUGGACCAACAGUGACAACCAAUCCCUGAGUGGCAAGACCACUGUCACCGCUUCCCAGACAGAAGAGAAGCUUUUCAACAUGACCAGCACGCUGAGGAUCAACGCAACGGCUAACGAUGUUUUCUACUGCACGUUUUGGAGACUACAGUCAGGGGAAAACUACACAGCUGAGUUGAUCAUCCCAGAACCACCUGCAGAAUUUCUCCCAAAUAAGAGGACUCGAUGGGUACUUGUGGGAUCAUUUCUACUGUCCUUUGUUGCAGUCCUAGUCCUAGCCUUCUUCUGCCUAAGAAAACAAGUGAAAACUCUAGAUGUGGAGAAAUGUGGCUUCGAAGACACAAAGUCAAAAAACCAAACCGAUACACAGUUCGAGGAGACGUAAGCAGCAAGGAAACCUCUGGUCUUCGAGGCGGGAUUGGCAGUCUGUGGUCUGCGAAUGAGGGGGCCCUUGGGAUGUGGGUCCAAGGACUCGAAAUGGAACCAGGGAAGACAAGAGAAGGGAGAAAAAGGCGAGCCUGGGGACAAACGACAUUUCUGCAGGAGACACCAACAAGCAAGCUUACCCGUUAAUCAUCUUGGGAAAGUGGGCUGAGAACCCCUGGCUCAACAUCUGGCCCUUGCAGAAGUGCCCUUUCCCUCCACUCGGUGCCUGGAUGGGCGUCGGAGAGUCACAAGUGUGGAAGUAUGAGUGUUCCUAUUUAUUUUGAGUUUGUGUAUGCUUGGUGUGGGAGCGUGGCUGUGCCUGAUGCGUUCUAAAGACAUAAUAGAUGCUAACAUACAGUCACCAAACUCUACUGCUGCUUACAGUCUUGUCCACAGGCAGAAAAGCAUGUGCAUAUGUGAGGUGCUUGGUGUCCUCUGUGACUACUGGUAUAAGCGGGACACAUGGAGAACACAUGCUUGGUUCAACAGGGCUUCUGCUAUUUGACUUGAAUAAUCUUUAUUCUCAGUCCUUGAGGCUCUGUGGUAGUAACUGUUCCAUUGAAGUAUCAGUUUUACAAGUGUCUGAUACUACAUGCAACAAUCUCAUUUCAUCUCCAUAGCAACAACCCUCAGGGUAACCUCUAUUAUACUCACUUCGCAGCCCAAGAAGCUGAGCAAUUAAGUGAUUUGCCUACAGAAUAACAGCUAUCAGAUUUCUGUCCUUCAGCCACUGUCCUUUCAGGAUUCAGUUUGUAGCUAAGAAAUGAAUUAAAAAACUGCUUAAGUAGCAUUGAUUUCACACAGCCUUGUGUACCAUGCUGGCCCUGAGCAUAGAGAUGCAAGCCAGGGUACUGGUUGGAUAUGUGUAUGCAUAUGCUUAAGUUCAAUACUCUAAGCAAUGUUCAUUAACAAGGAGUCUAUAUUUAAAAGACUCUGGAAGUAACUCUUGAGUUCCUUGUCUAGCAUUGGAUUUACGUCUUAUUUGUUACCUUCUUCAUACAAUCUCACAUCCUCCUUGUAAUAUCUAGCAUUGCUUAAAAGUUCUUUUUUAUUUUUCUAUUUAAAUGAUAUUGAGGGUUGGGGAGAUAGCUCAGCUGUAAAACACUUUCCUCAUGAGGUAUAAAACCCUAAGUUGUUCCCCAAAACCCUCAUACAAAAACAGCUGGGUAUAUAUUGCAUGCGUUUGAUCCCAGCACCAGGGAGGCAGAGACAGGCAGAUCCCUAACUCUCAUUGGCUAGCCAGUCUAGCCUGCUUGGUAAGCGCCAGGCUUAUGAGAGCUGAUACCUCAAAAGAUAAUGUAGACAGUGCCUGAGAAAUGAUGCCUGCACACACACAUAUACCACACAUGCACACACACACAUACACCACACAUGCACACACACAUACACCACACAUGCACACACAAUGUGCCACACAUGCAUACACACAUGCACCACACAUGCACAUGAACACACAUGCAAUCCAAAUACAUGUCAACAGGGUGCUGACUCAGAAUGGUCCCAAAGACAAAAUAAAACUCUAUUCCAUUGCCCUAGCCUUGCUAGCCCCUUCCAAGAAGCAACUGGUAUUGCUUUUUGCACAUAUAUUUUCUCAAAGAUGAUUAAUAAGUAGAAAUAUAUGUUAAAGUACCUAUAUUUUUUUAAUUCCUAAAUAGUAGCUCACUGUGUAUUUGCAUAUUUACCCUUUUUAUUUAAUGUACUGAUCCUUAUGCAGCUGCUGGAACCUAUUUAAAGAUCCAAGAAGGGACCUGCCUCCUUUCUAGGGUUUUCCUUCCCAUUCCUCCAGAUGUCUCUCAUAGUGCCUAGUCCAGGCACUGUGUCUGCUGUCCCUACCUGUAAAAUACCAUUUAUAGAGCACUUACUUACUCGCUCACUGAGUUUGUGUUUGGUUUAUUUUGUGUCUGCUCAAAGGGAGACCGUGAGUCCCCAGGGUGCACUGAGUCAACCCAACACCAAGGAGUCGGUAGCCUUCUCUGUCACUCAGCGAGACGCAGAUCUGGCCAGUGUUGGCACUGCUGUUUCCCUCUGCUUCUUUUCUCAAACACAGAUGCUCCGCUUGCUUAUCACAGGUUCUCCCUGGAAAUCCCAGCUUUGCUCCUCCUGCUGGUUGGACCUGCCCUUGUACCAGGAAAAGCCCCUUAGCUCUGCCUGAACCCUUGAAGGUCACUGCCUCUCAUUGCCACAGGGGCCUCAAAGAUAAUGUUUUCUUGGGGGAGGAGGGGAGAAAGAGCCCAGAGCUUUCUAUCAGUCCUCUUUGUCUGGUCCCACGUCAGGGCUGAAGAAACAGGCCAGGUCCGGUGGUGCAUACAAGUCUCUAAUCCCAGCCUUCGGGAGGAGAGGCAGGCAGAUCUCUGUGAGUUGAGGCCAGCCUGGUCUACAUAGAGUCCAAGCCAGCCAGGGCAACAUAGUGAAAUUCUGUCUCAGAGCUAAGACUGAUGAAUCAGAACCCCCAAGGGAACCCUUCUGUUACCUGUUCACGGGAUGAUUCUCAUGGCAAUGUUCUGUUUGUGUGAAGUUUAAGAAAAUAUGUAGUCGAGCGAGACUCCAAUUACUCACUUUAUUUGAAAUCUUAACACCGUCUCACGGCGUUGGAUUGUAACGGCACUUUAUACCUUUGUGUUGUGGGUCGCCCUACAUGUAAAUUUUAUUUUGCAUCGAAUUGUCAUUGUAUUGCAUUAAUUUAAUAAACUAUUCUUAUUUAUUAAA
Messenger RNA from Alexandromys fortis (reed vole), 3712 nucleotides. It is a transcript of the gene Cd274, whose product is annotated as CD274 molecule. Gene Ontology annotation, cellular component: external side of plasma membrane. The record is from RefSeq and is a predicted model, not a curated record. Bases 96 to 965 code for a protein of 289 amino acids. NCBI's taxonomy places the organism in Eukaryota, Metazoa, Chordata, Mammalia, Rodentia, Cricetidae. The transcript has 7 exons. Gene Ontology annotation, biological process: negative regulation of T cell proliferation; immune response; cellular response to lipopolysaccharide.